This is a messenger RNA of Plenodomus lingam JN3, 1101 nucleotides long. The record is from RefSeq and is a predicted model, not a curated record. NCBI's taxonomy places the organism in Eukaryota, Fungi, Ascomycota, Dothideomycetes, Pleosporales, Leptosphaeriaceae.
AUGGAGUGCUGGCGUACCGACUUCGCACCCGAGCACUACCACCAGGUCGGACUGGCUGUCGUCGCCUGGGGUCCGGAGCAGAAAUACGUGUCAGAUUCCCUGGCAAACGUGCGCGCGAUUGGCACAGACAAGGUCGAAGUCUUGACCUCAGCUGCACAUAUUCGACGAGCAUGCGGUCUAGAAGGGACCGACGAAUGGGGCAGUGGCAAAACAGGAUAUGUGAACUGGAGUUCAGGUUGGGCUGACGCGCAAGGUGCCAUGUUGUGGCUGCGGAAGAAGGUCGAGGCGUUGAACAGAGUCAAUUUUGUGACUUCGGGAGUGAAGAAGUUGAUUAUCGACCACAAAGCCAACGCUGUAUUGGGUGUGCGAUUACAAGAUGGCAGAGAGCUAAAAGCCGACCUCACCAUCCUCGCCGCAGGCGCCUGGACAGCCUCGCUCAUCGAUCUACGCGGCCUAUGCAUGGCCACUGGACAAGCCGUAUGCUACAUGCCCAUCUCCUCCUACGAAGAAGCCGCUCUCGGCAAUCAACCCACCAUCCUCAACCUCUCCCAUGGCUUAUUCAUGAUCCCACCAGCUAAGAAACUCCUCAAAGUCGCACGACACGGCCACGGCUAUGUGAACCCAACAACAAUCCCACAUCCAGAAUCCGACGACCCAAAUGAGACCAUCACAGUCUCCCUCCCCUACACCUCUGUCGACGACCCCACACAAGCCGUACCUAUAGAAGGCCAACGCCAAUGCCGCGACUUCCUCACUGCCAUCCACCCUUCCAUUGCCGUUCCUUCGCGCCCUUUUACCAAAUCGAAAAUCUGCUGGUACACGGAUACGCGCAAUGGCGAUUUCCUUAUUUCCUACCACCCCAAAUACAAGGGUCUGUUCGUUGCCACAGGAGGCUCAGGUCACGGCUUCAAAUUCCUGCCCGUGAUUGGAGACAGCAUUGUCGAGUGUAUCGAGGGAAGAACGCCAGAGGACUUUAAAGGAAAGUGGGAUUGGCCUGCGGAACGGGUGCCGGAGAACCAGUGGCCCGGUGAUGGAAGUAGGGGUGGGCCGGUGGGCAUGGUGUUGGCGGAAGAGAUGGAGAAGAGUAGAGGGAAUCUGUAG